UGUGUUAACAGCGAAACAAAAAAUUGCGGUUUUAAACGAUUUAAAGACUUCCAAAGACCGAAAAACCAUUGCUGCUAAAUAUAAAGUUAGCUUAAGCACUAUAUCGCGCAUUCAAAUCCAAGAGAACAAAAUCCGCGCCAUAACAAAUCCCAAUAGGAAACGGGAUAGGAAAGGCGCACACGUGAAUUUGGACAGAACCUUGUUGUCCUGGUUUAACCAAAUCCGGUCCCAAAAUGGAAUUGUUACCGGACCUGUCUUGCUUUCUAAAGCACAGGAAUUUGCGUUAAAAUUAAACGAAAGUUAUGUGCCAGACCGUAGUUGGUUGCAGCGUUGGUGCGGGCGAAAUGCCCUUAACUUCUCCAAGAUUUACGGAGAAGCUGGCGAAAAUAACGCAACAAGUGCAGAAGUUUUCACUACUAACCGUUUGCCUCAUAUUAUUGAAAAAUUUUCGCCGGAUUGUAUAUUUAAUGCCGAUGAAACCGGGCUGUACUACAAGGCGUUGCCAAAUGGAAGUUACAAAGGCAAGUAUGAGAAUCCAAAGGGAUUCAAAACUCAAAAGCAACGCCUCACAUUUCUGUUUCUAUGCAAUGCAACCGGCACGUAUAAACGUGCAUAUUGCAUUGGAAAGUCGGCUAAACCACGGUCUUUUAAAGGAAAACAGCUACCGCUGCCAUAUUAUAAUAAUAGAAGUGCUUGGAUGACGAGUGUUAUUUGGAAAAAGAUUCUAAUAGAUCUCAAUCAAAAUCUUGAAAAAGAUAACAAGCAGAUAUGUUUGAUUGUUGAUAAUGCUCCUUGCCACAAUACAGAUGAGAAAUUCUCAAACAUUACGAUUGAAUUUUUGCCACCAAAUACAACUGCCCUUAUACAGCCACUUGAUCAAGGUAUCAUCCACUCCUUUAAAAUGGAAUAUCGACAAAUACUAAAAAAAAAACAAAUUUGUGCGUUGGAGAAGGGCUUAUCUAUAGUUGAAUUCCUGAAAUCGCUCAUUAUUUUGGAUGGUAUCAAUUAUGCAAAUCGCGCUUGGAACCUUGUUAAGCAGCAAACAAUUAGUAAUUGUUUCAAAAAGGCAGGCAUUGACAACAUUCAAUUCAUUACAGAUGAGAUUGCAGCCACAGAAGGCGAAAACUAUGAAUGGUGCACACUCGAUAAUGAAUACAUUCAAUGCGAUAAUGAACUUGUCUGCUUUGGAACCAUGUCGGACGAGGAUAUUGUUGCGGACGUAUUGGCCGUCAAUCAAAAUUCUACUGAAGAUGAGGAAGUGUUCGCGCAAUCUGAGGCUUGUAUUAAACACCCCUCAACGAAAAAUGCCUUGCUAAGCUUAGAUUCGCUGCGUGACUAUUUUUGUCAUAACAAUAUAGAUCCCUUAGAGGCUUUUGAAGAUAUUGAAAAUUUAAUCCUAGAGAGUUCUGAAAAACAGAAAUGCCAGAAGAAAAUAACAGAUUUUUUAAGUAAAUCUUAACAAUUUUCAAAUUAAAUGAAUUGACUGAAGUGAAAUAUAAUUUUUAUUAAAACUGAAUAAGUUUAUAUAUUCUAUUUCUUGUGUGCUAUUUUUUGUUUACAUCGAAUUGAUUGUGUAUAUGCAUAUAUUUUGCAUAUAAGCGAAUACCGCUUGUUUGCAAUUACCGCCUGUAUGCAAAUUUUUUUUUGCAUUAUAACAAUUGCAUAUAACCGAUAUCUACUGUAGAUAUUA
Molecule: messenger RNA, 1690 nt
Organism: Zeugodacus cucurbitae (melon fly)
Lineage: Eukaryota; Metazoa; Arthropoda; Insecta; Diptera; Tephritidae
Product: tigger transposable element-derived protein 6-like
Exons: 2
Coding region: 698-1459 (253 amino acids)
Molecular function (GO): nucleic acid binding
Source: RefSeq, a predicted model, not a curated record